Moesziomyces aphidis is the source of this 1878-nucleotide messenger RNA. The record is from the annotation of a GenBank genome assembly. NCBI's taxonomy places the organism in Eukaryota, Fungi, Basidiomycota, Ustilaginomycetes, Ustilaginales, Ustilaginaceae.
AUGCAACUCUCUCAAUCGUUUGCCGCCUUGGCGGUGCUGCUGGUGUGCGCCUCGUCUGCAUUCGGCGCGAUCGUCACCGACGCCAGCAGCCUGUCGGGCCAGAGCUACGACUACAUCAUCGUGGGCGGAGGUCUCGCUGGCCUCACCGUCGCCAACCGCCUCUCGGCCAACUUCAAUACAUCAGUGCUCGUCAUCGAAGCAGGAAACGACGACCGCAACAACCCGGAUGUGUACAACGUGGACAACUACGGCAAGGCGUUCGGCACCGAGCUCACCUGGCACUUUACCACGGUCCCGCAGAUCGGUGGGCGCACCAAGGCGCCUCUUGGCGGUAAGACGCUCGGUGGCUCGACGAGCAUCAAUGGUGCGGCGUGGAACCGCGCCUCGCGCGCGCAAUACGAUGCACUCGGCGGUCUUGUUGGCAGUUCGGGGUGGAGCUGGGACAGCCUGCUGGGGUACAUGAAGAAGAGCGAGAACUUUAUCGCGCCGAACUCGGCACAGCAGGGUGCGGGGGCCCGCUACGACGCAAGCGUGCACGGGAGCGGGGGACCUUUGGAGAUCGCCUUUUCGCAGAUCCGCAACCAGCGCCGUUCGGGAGGGGCAUCGCAGGAGUGGAGACGAAUGUACACCGGCCCGCAACAGGCGGCGUUCAUCGCGGCGAUCGGCGAGACGCUGGGCGUGCAAAAGGUAGACGACCAGUGCUCGGGCAGUGCCAACUCGGUCGCCUACACGCCCAACUCGAUCGGCACCAACGCAAGGCGGACCAGCUCGGCUUCGGCGUACUACACGCCGGUGCAGAACCGCGAGAAUCUCACGGUGCUUACGGGCACCCGUGCUCGCAACAUGCUCUGGGGCACACAGUCUUCCUCGGGACUGAGCAGUUCGGGGGUGGUGGUGCAGCAGUCGCACGAUGGCAAUCUGGUCACGCUCAACGCCAAGCGCGAGGUGGUGCUGGCUGCUGGAGCGCUGAAUACGCCGACGCUGCUGCAGCGCAGCGGUGUGGGCGCCAAGGCUGAUCUGGACUCGAUCGGCGUCGACCAGAAACUCGCACUGGACGGCGUGGGCAAGAACCUGCAAGAUCAAACCAUGACCACACUCGGUUCGCGCGCCAACGUCAACUACAACGGCGGUGGCCCCUCGGCCGCGAUUGGAAUGCCUAACGUCCACCAGGUCUUUUCCAAUGCCACGGCCGUGCGCGGCUACAUCUCGUCCAACCUGGACAGCUGGGCCGACACGCUCGUCUCGGCCGGCCACGUUGCGAGCAAAUCGGGCCUGCUUGCACAGUGGAACAGCGCGGUGUCACUGAUCUUUGACCAGGCCGCACCGAUCGUCGAGAUGUUCUUCGAUACCGGCUACCCGGCCAAUUCGUACGGCAUCGACCUCUGGACGUUGCUGCCCUUUUCGCGCGGCUCGGUGCGUGCGACGUCGGGCAACCCGUUCGAUGCGCCGCGCGUGGAUCCCAACUACUUUGGUCUGCCCAUCGACAUGGAUAUGCAGGUGCAGUCGCUGCGUGCCGCCCGACGCGUGCUCAAGAACUCGCACCUCAAGAGUCUCACGUACAACGGCGAAACCACGCCCGGCUUCGGGCUGAUUCCCGAUGGUCCGAACUCGGGGUCGUAUGCAAAGUGGCGUGCCUGGAUCCUGGGUACGCUCCAGGGAGGCGGAUCGGGCUUCUCGGCGGUGAGCCACCAGUUGGGGACGGCGGCUAUGGCGCCCAAGCAAAACGGCGGCGUGGUGGAUGGAAACUUCAAGGUGUACGGCACGACCAACGUGCGCGUCGUCGAUGCGAGCGUCGUUCCGGUGCAGCUCUCCGCCCAUCUCAGCGCAUCGCUCUACGGCGUAGCUGAAAAGGCAGCCGACGCCAUCCUGUCCAAAUAG